UAUCGUUAGCACUCAAAGUACCAAUCUAGCUAACACACUUCAUCUGGCGUUGGCUAAGAACAUUUAAGCCAGUAUAACACAAAAUAUGACUCCUUAAAUGUGAACUGAGAGGUACACAAUAAAGCGAGUAACUGACAACGUAUCAGGCAUAGAUGCAGAGGGCAGCCUUCCAACAUGUAUGCUGUGUACAGACAAGCCCACACCCCCACUGCUGUGGAGUUUUCUGUCUACUGCAACUUUAUAUCCGACAAGGAGAAAAAUCUAGUCAUCGCUGGAACGUCUCAGCUCUACGUCUACAGGAUCAGCCAUGAUGUGGAGAGUACGUCAAAGACUGACAAGUUGUCCGAUACCAAAACCCGUAGAGAUAAGCUGGAGCAGGUGGCAUCGUUUUCUCUCUUUGGCAAUGUGAUGUCAAUGGCCAGUGUGCAGCUUAUAGGUUCCAGCAGAGAUGCACUCCUUCUAAGUUUCAAAGAUGCCAAGUUGUCUGUAGUCGAGUAUGAUCCUGGGACACAUGACCUCAAGACGUUGUCUCUGCAUUACUUUGAGGAGCCAGAGCUCAGAGAUGGCUUUGUACAAAAUGUACAUAUCCCAAUCGUCCGCGUAGAUCCAGAGAAUCGCUGUGCUGUGAUGCUUGUUUAUGGCACCAAGCUGGUGGUGCUGCCAUUUCGAAAGGACACGCUGACUGAUGAGCAGGAAGGUGGAGUGGGAGAAGGACCUAAAUCCAGCUUCCUACCCAGUUACAUCGUAGAUGUUCGCGAGUUAGAUGAGAAGCUAUUGAACAUCAUCGACAUGAAGUUCCUCCAUGGUUACUAUGAACCCACGUUGCUAAUUCUGUUUGAGCCCAACCAGACGUGGCCUGGCCGCGUGGCUGUUCGUCAGGACACCUGCAGCAUCGUUGCACUCUCUCUUAACAUCAUGCAGAAAGUUCAUCCUGUCAUCUGGUCUCUCAGUAAUCUGCCUUUCGACUGCACGCAGGUCAUGCCUGUCCCCAAACCCAUCGGUGGCGUGGUGGUGUUUGCUGUGAACUCGUUGCUGUAUCUGAACCAAAGUGUUCCACCGUACGGAGUUUCUCUAAACUCGAUGACAAACGGGACCACGUCCUUCCCUCUGCGUAUUCAGGAAGAAGUGAUGAUCACGCUAGAUUGUUGUCAGUCUGACUUUAUUGCUUAUGACAAGAUGGUCAUCUCACUGAAAGGAGGAGAGAUUUAUGUCCUGACGCUCAUAACAGACGGCAUGAGGAGCGUGCGUGCUUUUCACUUUGAUAAAGCUGCAGCGAGUGUCCUGACAACCUGCAUGGUGACCAUGGAGCCUGGCUUCCUGUUCCUCGGUUCCCGCCUCGGGAACUCGCUGCUCCUGAAGUACACGGAGAAACUGCAGGAGACGCAGAUCGAGGAAGGCAAAGAGAAGCAGGAGAAGGAGUCGUCAGAGAAGCAGGAGGAACCGCCCAACAAGAAGAAGCGUGUAGAGUCUUCCACCAACUGGACUGAUGAGGUGGAUGAGAUCGAGGUGUAUGGUAGUGAGGCCCAGUCAGGCACUCAGUUGGCCACCUACUCCUUUGAGGUAUGUGACAGCAUUCUGAACAUCGGACCCUGUUCAAAUGCCUCCAUGGGCGAGCCUGCCUUCCUGUCUGAAGAGUUUCAGAACAACCCAGAGCCGGACCUGGAGGUGGUGGUGUGCUCUGGUUAUGGUAAAAAUGGUGCACUGGCUGUCCUCCAGAGGAGCAUUCGGCCCCAAGUAGUCACAACGUUUGAGUUGCCUGGUUGCCAUGACAUGUGGACUGUCAUCGCAAAGGACGUCAAGAAAGACAAAAAAGAAACUUCAAAAAGCGAUGAGUCAGAGGAUGGAGCAAAGAAUGAGACUGAGGAGGAGGAGGAGGAGGUAGAGCGGGUAGAGGAAGAGAAGGACAAGGAGGAAGUGGAGAAAGAGGAGGAGAAGACAGACUCUCCUCUGGAAGAUGAUGCAAAGAAGCACGGCUUCCUCAUCCUGAGCAGAGAAGAUUCGACCAUGAUCCUUCAGACGGGUCAGGAGAUCAUGGAGCUGGACACCAGUGGGUUUGCCACUCAGGGGCCCACAGUGUUUGCUGGAAACAUUGGAGAUAACAAGUACAUCAUCCAGGUCUCCCCCAUGGGCCUUCGACUUCUAGAAGGAGUGAAGCAGCUUCACUUCAUUCCGAUGGAUCUGGGCUCUCCCAUAGUGCAUUGCUCCGUGGCAGACCCUUAUGUGAUUAUCAUGACCGCUGAAGGAGCGGUCACCAUGUUUGUGCUGAAGAGCGACUCGUACAUGGGCAAAACACACCGGCUGUCUCUGCAGAAGCCUCAGAUUUCCACACAAUCUCGUGUGAUCGCGUUGUGUGCGUACCGAGACGUGAGCGGCAUGUUCACGACGGAAAACAAGGUGAGCUGCUCCGACACGGACGGUGGCGUCAGCAGGAGUCAGUCAGAGACGGAGACGGUCUACCAGGACAUCAGCAACACUGUUGAUGAUGAGGAGGAGAUGCUGUACGGAGACUCCACCACCAGCUCUGCCAAAGAGGAAAUGAGCCACAGCUCAGCGGCUGCAGCUGCUCCUGCGAGCGAGGGCGGCCAGAGCAAGACAGAGCCCUCCCACUGGUGUGUGAUCAUCAGGGAGAAUGGAGUGAUGGAGAUCUACCAGCUGCCUGACUGGAGAUUGGUGUUUCUGGUGAAAAACUUCCCUGUAGGUCAAAGAGUUCUGGUGGACAGCUCGUCUGGUCAGUCGGCAACACAAGGAGACGGGAAGAAAGAAGAAGUCGCCCGACAGGGAGAGUUCCCUUUAGUCAAAGAGGUCGCUCUGGUUUCUUUGGGCAACAACUGCAGCAGACCAUAUUUACUGGUCUAUGUGGAGAACGAGCUGCUGAUCUACGAAGCGUUCCCUUACGAUCAACAGCAGCCGCAGAACAACCUGAAGGUCCGCUUCAAAAAGAUCCACAACAACAUUAACUUCAGAGAGAAGAAGUCGAAGCCUAGGAGAGACAAGAAGGCAGAAGGUGGUCCUGAGGAAGCCCCACCAGUGAAAAGCAGGAUCGCCAGGUUCAGAUACUUUGAGGACAUCUCCGGGUACUCGGGGGUGUUUAUCUGUGGCCCGUCGCCACACUGGAUGCUGGUCACCUCACGAGGAGCACUGAGGCUUCAUCCCAUGUCUAUCGACGGGCCCAUCGAGUCCUUCUCUCCAUUUCACAACAUCAAUUGUCCUAAAGGCUUCCUGUACUUCAACAAGCAGGGUGAGCUAAGGAUUAGCGUUCUACCCACCUACCUGUCUUAUGAUGCCCCAUGGCCUGUGAGAAAAAUUCCACUGAGGUGCACCGUGCACUAUGUCUCCUACCAUGUUGAAUCCAAGGUGUACGCUGUGUGCACGAGUGUGAAGGAACCGUGCACUCGCAUCCCCAGAAUGACUGGAGAGGAGAAGGAGUUUGAACCCAUUGAAAGAGCUGAUCGUUACAUUGUCCCUCAGCAGGAGGCAUUUUCCAUCCAGCUCAUCUCUCCAGUCAGCUGGGAGACCAUUCCCAACACUAGGCAACACGUCGUCUGCAAGAUCUUCCUGUGGGCCCUGAAAGACAACGACUUGACAGGCAUGGCCUUCAUCGACACACAGCUCUACAUCCACCAGAUGAUCAGCAUCAAGAACUUCAUCCCGGCAGCCGACCUGAUGAGGAGCAUCUCUCUUCUGCGCUACCAGGAGGAGAGCAAGACGCUGUCACUCGUGAGCAGGGAUGCAAAACCCUUAGAGGUGUACAGCGUCGAGUUCAUGGUGGAUAACAACCAGCUGGGGUUUCUGGUGUCGGACCGAGACAAGAACCUGUUUGUGUACAUGUACCUGCCUGAAGCUAAAGAGAGCUUCGGAGGCCUGCGCCUGCUGAGGCGAGGCGACUUCAACGUCGGCGCUCACGUUAACACUUUGUGGAGGAUGCCGUGCAAAGGAGCCAUGGAUGCUGGCAGCAAGAAGACUCUGACCUGGGACAACAAACACAUCACAUGGUUUGUCUUCAGAAUGCUGAGAGGAGCAUCCUGGAUGGAGAACUCCUCAACAAGUAUCUGUACCUCAGUACGAUGGAGCGCAGUGAGCUGGCCAAGAAGAUCGGCACCACGCAGGACAUCAUCCUGGACGAUCUUCUGGAAAUCGAGAGAGUAACGGCUCAUUUCUGAGUCCCAGCUCACUGUUUGUUUGUCAGGGAGGAAAACCAG
Molecule: messenger RNA, 4199 nt
Organism: Nematolebias whitei (Rio pearlfish)
Lineage: Eukaryota; Metazoa; Chordata; Actinopteri; Cyprinodontiformes; Rivulidae
Gene: cpsf1
Product: cleavage and polyadenylation specific factor 1
Cellular component (GO): mRNA cleavage and polyadenylation specificity factor complex; nucleus
Molecular function (GO): nucleic acid binding; protein binding
Source: RefSeq, a predicted model, not a curated record